AAUAAAAAUCUUCGAACCUCCAUAAUGUCGGCUGAAUUAGAUAAAAAUAAUUCUGACUCUUCUUCAUCCGAUGAGAUUACUACUAUUGUCGUUAUUGAUGAUAGUGGUGGUUCUAAGGGUGUUACAACUUCACACGUUGUUCAAAAACAUGGAAUCAUUAUCAAUGAUAAUUUUAAACCUCUUUCUACCUAUGAGGCUGAAAAGAGAUUAAUAACUUAUGGCAAGAACGUUAUUGCUGCGUAUCAACCUUUACGAUGGUAUACAGUACUUUACAACUCAACUCUUCACCCUUUCAAUCUCAUCUUGAUCGGUCUUGCAAUUUUCAGUGGUGCUACUCAGGAUUUUCCUACAAUGUCAAUUUUAUUAUUCAUGGUUAUUUUAUCUGUCGGAAUCCGUUUCAUUCAAGAAUAUAAGAGCGAAAUUGCUGCCCAAUCUCUCAAAAAUAUGGUUAGCAAUCGUGCUUCCGUUAUUCGCCUUUAUUCUCCACCUGAUACUCGGUAA
This is a messenger RNA of Dentiscutata heterogama, 501 nucleotides long. NCBI's taxonomy places the organism in Eukaryota, Fungi, Glomeromycota, Glomeromycetes, Diversisporales, Gigasporaceae. The record is from the annotation of a GenBank genome assembly.